Molecule: messenger RNA, 450 nt
Organism: Thamnophis sirtalis
Lineage: Eukaryota; Metazoa; Chordata; Lepidosauria; Squamata; Natricidae
Source: RefSeq, a predicted model, not a curated record
AUGGGGUACUAUAUAAGUGCUGUUGCUAGUGCUAUUGGGGUACCUACAGAGAAGAAAGCUGAGCCUCCUCCACCACCACCACCCCUUCCUCCCAACAAGCCCACCAUUGCCAAAACCAGCGCCGCUCUCAUCAAGGAUUGCUGUGGGAUGACCCAAUGCGCCAUCAUGAUGGACGACAUCCAGUUGUGCAAAGACAUCAUGACUCUUAAGAAAGAGCUGCAGAAUUUAGUCGCCAUCUCAGAGAAGGAAGAAGACAAGGAGAUAGCUGAUUUCCUACGGCUUAAGUUGAAACCUUUGGACAAUGUUGUACAGUCUCCAACCAAUCAACUCGACAUCAUUUCAAUGGCCGAAACCACCAUGAUGCCGGAGGAGAUAGAGAUGGAAAUGGCAAAGAUUCAAAGACUUCGGGAAGUCUUGGUCAGAAGAGAAUCGGAGCUGAGAUUUAUGUAA